Molecule: messenger RNA, 2689 nt
Organism: Salvia miltiorrhiza (redroot sage)
Lineage: Eukaryota; Viridiplantae; Streptophyta; Magnoliopsida; Lamiales; Lamiaceae
Product: WAT1-related protein At1g68170-like
Exons: 9
Coding region: 338-1528 (396 amino acids)
Cellular component (GO): plasma membrane
Molecular function (GO): transmembrane transporter activity
Source: RefSeq, a predicted model, not a curated record
UAUCACUCGAUCUAUAAAUUUAAGGAUAUCAUAAGUCGAGAUUUGAUGCCUAUUCCUCUCCCAGUAUAUUAGGAUUACGUACAACUUAUAAAUAGCUCUCUCAUAGCCAUCAACAAUUUUCGUAACCUCUCAAGAUUUGUUUGUUUUUCUUUUGAGAAAACAUCUCUCUCUCUCAAGAUUUAGUUUCAAAAGUCAGGAACAAUCAGCACCUAGAUACACCACAUCUAUCAAAACCCUUAUUUUUCUUAGUGAUUUUCUUCGAUAGUCUUUCUUCCUUUCUCUCUUAGUCUCCCUCUCUCUCUUUCCUAUUGUUCGUCUUUUUUUGGAGAGAGAGGCCAUGGCUUGCUGCGCAAAUGUAUGCAACAAUGUGCAUGAAUUGAAGCCCACUUUGAUUAUGAUUUUGGUUCAGAUAAUAUUGGCCGUGGCGACUAUCUGCUACAAGUUGGCCAUGAAUGACGGCAUGCGUCUCCCAGUUUUGGUGGCCUACAGAUUUAUGUUUGGAGCUGCUUUUAUCCUUCCUGUUGCAUUCUUUGUAGAAAGGAAUACGAGGCCGAAGCUUACGUGGAAGAUAAUCUUCUACGGUUUUAUAUGUGGUUUAUUCGGGGGAUCAUUGGGACAAAAUCUGUAUCUGAAAAGCUUGGCUCUGACUUCUGCAACGUUCGCCUCCGCCAUGAUGAAUUUGAUUCCAGCCAUGACAUUUAUGGUGGCGAUUUGCUUAAGGUUAGAAAAGCUGGGGUUGAAUUCAUCGGCAGGCAAAGCCAAGGCUUUUGGUACCAUAUUGGGAAUAGGUGGAGCAAUGCUCCUCACAUUCUACAAGGGGCCCGAGUUGAAUAUGUGGAACACCAACAUAAACCUUCUGGAAAGUUCUACAUCUCACCAUCAACCCAAGAGUGGUCAUGAUCUUGCUUUGGGUGCACUUUUAUCCCUUGCUAGCUGCGUUUGUUACUCCUUCUGGUUGAUUGUUCAGGCUAAGGCCGCGGAGCAGUAUCCAUGCCCCUACAGCAUCACCGCGAUGAUGACGGCGUGGGCCUCGAUUCAAGGUGUUUUCUUCGCCGUGUGCACGGAGAAGGAUUGGAGCAACUGGAUCAUGGGAUGGGAUAUUAGGCUUCUCACAGUAGCUGUUGCUGGGAUUCUGGGGUCUGGAGUGAUGUUCACUCUGGUGGCGUGGUGCGUGCGGAUGCGAGGGCCGUUGUUCGUGUCGGUGUUCAACCCUUUGCUGCUUGUGAUCGUGGCGAUUGCGGGAUCCUUGAUUUUGGAGGAGAAGCUGCAUGUGGGAAUGUUGGUAGGGGCCAUCCUAAUCGUGGCGGGACUGUACGUGGUGUUGUGGGGUAAAGGGAAGGAGCUCAAGAAAAUAUCGCAGCUGAUGCCGGAGAGUGAACAGGUGCGUGUCAACAUGCCCAUGCCGCCGCCGCCCAGUGAAAGCAGUCGCGGCGGCAGCAGCAGUAGAAAGUCGGCCGGGGAGGAAGAAGAGAGAAGUGAUUCUCAGGGAAACUCUGAAGUUUUAGGGGGUCUUUACAUAUAUCCUUGAUCUUAUCGGUUUCAUUUAGGGAUUGUUUACUAUAAAAUGACACACAUUGAGUGCAUUGCUAUUAUGAAAUACGAUCAACUAUUUUUGUAUAACCCAUCAAAGCUAAGCUAGAUUUUGCCCCACCGCUCUUAGCUUUUGGGUAACUUUUAAUCUUUAUUUAAUUUUGCUUGUUAUUAGCCCACUAGCUUCAAUUGGAUGAUAUUUGUUUGUUUUAUUUUUUUCAAUUUUUGAAGCAAGUGCGAGAAGAUAUUAGAUACUCCAGUAUGAAUUAAUACUAAUCAUAUGAGUCAUCAUUAAAGUAACAUAAUUACGCGUCCAACAUUUUUUGUGCAUGUUCAAACAUCAGUGUUUGUGUUUUUUAUUUUCCAAAGGAAAAAGAUUAAUACACUUGGCCCUUGCAUCUUUAUUAUGUUUCUGAAAAUUAUUUUGGGUUGGCAGUGGUCCCGCCAAUAUAUUAGAUAACUCUCCUAAUUCUAAAAAGAAAUAAAAAAUUAUUUUAAUUUUGUAUGGAAAUAUAUAAAUAAAAAACUAAGACAAAAUUCGGGAUUAAACGUUUCCACCAAAUACAGCAAUUCUGAAAGAUAUUAUUUCCACUUCCUGCGUGAUCCCACCAUGGUCAAACUGUCAACUUUGGCGCCGCCCAAUUAAUGUAGUCAUUUUUUUUUAUUUUUCAAAAACCAAUAAAGCGGUGUCGAUUCUUCAGCAUUAAAAAGCUUAUCAAACUCAGAUCAGAUAAGAUUUGAUCGACGAGAAAUGGAGAAGAAGGUAGCAAUAAUAUUGAGCGUGAUUUUGCUCAUAAUCUCAGCAAAUAUGGUGGCCGUAAAUUCCGACGCCUCCGACUGCAACGACGCCUGUACCACUGCCUGCGUUUUUCCUGACCCUCGACUUUCGGCUCGAUGCAAUCGAAAGUGCGACAUAAGGUGCAGUCCAGGACUCCAAGCGAAUGAGCAUCUGAAUUGAUGUUUAGGAAUUCUGAAGAACCGUUAACUUGGUCUAAGAAGUGGGACGAGAUUCCAGUUUAUAAUAUACUAUUACUGAAUAAUUAAAAUAAAUCACCUGUUGUUUUCUGAGAUGAAACCCAGGAAAUCUGUUGUUACUUUUCUCUACUGUACUGGAUGUGCGAGAUUGUAUAUAUGUAUAUGUAUUUUUAUUUAUGAAAUA